CUUCUCUCAAACUUGUGUGUGUGCUGAGGAGACUCAGAUGUUGGCCUCAGCUCCUAGGCUGAACUCAGCAGAUCGACCCAUGAAAACUUCUGCAUUGAGACAAAGGAAAGGAUCCGCCAGAAAGAAACACCUUUUAUCUUGGGCUAGGCAGCAAGGAAGAAAAGUAGUGGAAAUACUGCAAUCUGAAAAGCAGACUGAAAGGUGACAAAGAAGCUGAAGAUGGGUGGUGGAGAGAGGUAUAACAUUCCAGCCCCUCAAUCCAGAAAUGUUACUAAGAACCAACAGCGGCUUAAUAGACAGAAAACCACGGAUCAGAAUUCCCAGAUGAAAAUUGUUCAUAAGAAAAAGGAAAGAGGACAUGCUUAUAACUCCUCAGCAGCUGCAUGGCAAGCCAUGCAGAAUGGGGGGAAGAACAAGAAUUUUCCAAAUAAUCCAGAUUGGAACUCUAGUUUAUCAAGUCCCAGCUUGCUUUUUAAGUCUCCAGCUAGUCAGAACUAUGCUGGAGCCAAAUUUAGUGAGCCAUCAUCACCAAGUGUGCUUCCCAAACCACCGAGCCACUGGGUUUCUGUUUCCUUUCACCCUUCAGAUGAGGAAAUAAUGACAUUUCAACUUAAAAUCUUACUUAAAGUACAGGUGUAAAGAUGUUCAAAUAUA
Heterocephalus glaber (naked mole-rat) is the source of this 654-nucleotide messenger RNA. The record is from RefSeq and is a predicted model, not a curated record. NCBI's taxonomy places the organism in Eukaryota, Metazoa, Chordata, Mammalia, Rodentia, Bathyergidae.